AUGCACCACGCUCUCUUCGUUUCGGACAUCGUCUCUCUGAUCCUCGACUGCUUUUUCUUGGACGGCGCGCUUGCGGACGAGCAGGGUGGGCCCUAUAUUGUGGAUUGCCCGACGCUGGCGUCCUGCGCGAGGACAUGUCAAGCGUUCCAUACCCCCGCUAUCAAGGGGCUCUGGAAGUAUCAUGAUCUAGAUCUCGAGACCGUUCUCUUGCACUGCAUGCCUACCGACGUAUGGGAGAUACGAAGGGAGACCUCGCCUACUAAUUCUGCCGCUGUAGUUGAUUAUAUGAUCCUCAAGCGCCCAGUCACUCCCGAAGACAUGAGUCGGCUACUCGUUAUUGCCCCGCUGAUCAACAUGCUCACCGUUGGCGAACAUCGCUCAAUAAUGCUGGCCCAGGAGUCAUAUAGUUUCAUCUCUUCGUUCUUGCCCAAGGGUGUCUCCUCCGCCAUCCAAUAUCUUCACCUUGACUACCGGUCUACCAAGCCUGAAAGUCUUCAUCCCCUCAUCACUCCUACUCUCGCUGUACACUCUCCUCACAUCUCGGACUUCGAGGUGCACCUGCCCUAUGACGAUGGCGACGGUGUUGGGAGCUCGGCCAGACGGGAGGUCUCUGACGUUCUCCGAACCUGGAGCUUGCGCCGUCUGCGAGCGGAGGGGCGCGACUACAAUCUCUUGGCAGACUUGAGCCAGUCGUCAACGAUAAAGCAUCUCGAUCUCAAGUUCCGGGACGACAGUCUGAAGCCACAAUCCGUCGACUUUCAUCCCAUGUCCUUUGCGGCGCUGCAAGAUCUGUGUCUGGACAACGUGGACAUGCGUGUGGCUAUCGCACUAUUGAAAAAGUCAAAUUUCGACACACUGUACGAGCUCUGCCUGGAUCCCGUCCAUACGGUCUCUCGAGAUUGGCCCGAACUUUACCGCACUAUAAAUUCUGCGAUCAUCCGCCCCGAGUCGAUGAUGACUCUCGUAAUCGAGCCCAGUGACAUGUCGUUGGAUCACUUGCACGAAUCAUCGGGACCGAUGACGAACAAGGACCUCAUCCCAUUCUUUCAAUUCCGAAAUCUUACCACGCUCGCCUUGCGACACCCCGGAGGCUUCGAUGUUGGCUCGUCCACCAUCGAGUGCCUAGCAGAAGCUCUACCUCAUCUGACUACCUUUGCGCUAUCAUCGAUGAAGCAGCCGCGAUGUCAGCCGAGAGCUGGGCUGCACGUGUUAGAGUCGCUCGCCAUGCACUGUCCAGAGCUGCGGUCUGUAGGGUUGACGUUGGAUGCGAGAGGAACAUCAUUUCGCAGUCCUCCACCGUCGUACAAGGGGACCGAGAUACAAUUCGAUUUUGGCAGAGAUGGGCACGAAGGAGAGGUUGAAGAAGACGACGAGUCAUCGCUGGAUGAGGAGGACGUAGAGUCUUCAGACGAUGAGAGUGAUUAGGUGAACUUCGUCUCUACAUGACGUUGGUGUCGGGACUGACUAACCUGCACACAGUAUACGGUCUCAACGUCGUUUCGAGAUGGAAUAAGUUGAAGAAAGCGUACAGCGGGAGGCGC
Schizophyllum commune H4-8 is the source of this 1541-nucleotide messenger RNA. RefSeq lists its product as uncharacterized. The record is from RefSeq and is a predicted model, not a curated record. The transcript has 3 exons. NCBI's taxonomy places the organism in Eukaryota, Fungi, Basidiomycota, Agaricomycetes, Agaricales, Schizophyllaceae. The coding region runs from base 1 to 1425 and encodes 474 amino acids.